GCUAAGAAAAAGGCAGCAGCUCAAGGUAAGAAGAGAAGAGAUACUCACGCUAAAACAGCUUAAUCUUCAGAUUUUGAUUCCUUCUUCUUCUUCUUAUCUAGAUCUGCUCUAUUGUUUCACGAAAGAAAUCUCUUUGAAUUUAUUAUUGGUGACCGAAAAGAAGGGGUUGACUCCAUUCCAAGUUAUACGAUUAAAGCCGCCAGAUUCUUGCCCAGACUCAUAGCUUUUCUCAUCACCAGAAAGUGUUAGAUAUUGACGAAAAUCUCAAGUUUCUUGAAUAAAUUGAAGAAAAAAUAUAUAUAUUGAAGCGUAGUGUGUGAGCUAGGAGAUGGGUUCAGGCAAAGGUGGUACUUCUUCUGCUCAACAAAUGGAAUCAUCCAUACAUGAUAUUCGUGAGAGAUAUCGUCUUGAAUUAGAAAAUUUAACCUUGACUACACAGCCCUUCAAAACACUGAAGGUUUUCACUCUAGCUAUCCUUCAGUAUUUCACUCGAUCAGUAUCGUAUCUUUUGGAAAAAGGUGGUUGGCUUAUGCUUUCGAGCACUCUAAUAGCUGUUCUUGGAAUUUUGCUCAUGACCGUUGAGGGUCCUCAUGAGAAGCAUGUUGAGGAAGUUUCUAAGUAUGUUCGAUUUGGAUUAUGGUGGAUUGCACUUGGUGUUGCAUCUUCAAUUGGUCUUGGAUCCGGUCUGCACACUUUUGUCCUUUAUUUGGGUCCUCAUAUUGCCUUGUUUACAAUAAAAGCAAUGCAAUGUGGACGAAUAGACCUGAAGAGUGCUCCAUAUGAUACAAUACAGUUAAAGAGAGGUCCUUCAUGGCUGGAUAAACCCUGCAGAGAGUUUGGGCCCCCAUUAUUUUCAUCGUCACAUGGGUCAAGGGUUCCCAUUAGCAGCAUAUUGCCUCAGGUGCAGGUGGAGUCUAUCUUAUGGGGUCUUGGGACUGCACUUGGAGAGCUUCCUCCUUACUUUAUCUCAAGGGCAGGCAGCAGAAUUGAUGCCUUAGAAGAAAUGGAUCAUUCAUCAAGUGAGGAUAAUGGAGUCAUAGCUACUCGGCUGAGACAAAUCGAGCGCUGGCUGUUAUCCCACUCUCAACACAUGAAUUUCUUCACCAUUUUAGUGCUCGCCUCGGUCCCAAAUCCUUUAUUUGACCUUGCUGGCAUCAUGUGUGGACAAUUUGGGAUUCCAUUCUGGAAGUUCUUUCUCGCUACAUUGAUUGGGAAGGCAAUCAUUAAAACUCACAUGCAGACGGUGUUUAUUAUCUCUGUCUGUAAUAAUCAACUCCUAGACUGGAUAGAGAAUGAAUUGAUCUGGGUGCUAAGCCUCACACCCGGAUUCGGUUCUUCCUUGCCCGCACUCACAGCAAAACUCCAUUCAGUCAAAGAGAAGUACUUGGCUGCCCCUCAUCCAGUGCCUUCAAAUAGCAAGGGAAAGUGGGAUUUUUCAUUUACUUCGAUAUGGAAUACCAUCGUGUGGCUUAUGCUUAUGAACUUCUUUGUCAAGAUCGUCAAUGCGACUGCUCAGAGGUACCUGAAAAAGCAGCACGAUAAGCAACUUGCGGAGACUUUAUCCGCUUCAACGCAUUAAGAUUAGGAAUUCGACGAAAGCACUCGUCGUCCUUCGUCGUCAUUCUCAUUUACAAGUAGCUGAACUACAAUUUGGUUGUCCCUCAUGAAUUACCAUUGAAGUUCUCCCCCAUUUAGAAGGUUGUAUAUAUGUUAUAUAGUAGGGGAACCUAUACAAACAGAAACUAGAGAUUUUAUUUAUCCUUCAUGUUUAAUCAUUGUUUUGGGGCUUUUGACUACAAAAUUUGGGUGAAUGCCCCUUUAAUAUCACAAUUAU
This is a messenger RNA of Hibiscus syriacus, 1834 nucleotides long. RefSeq names its product vacuole membrane protein KMS1-like. The transcript has 8 exons. The record is from RefSeq and is a predicted model, not a curated record. NCBI's taxonomy places the organism in Eukaryota, Viridiplantae, Streptophyta, Magnoliopsida, Malvales, Malvaceae. Bases 329 to 1579 code for a protein of 416 amino acids.